GGGAAGAUCAUCAAUAUUCGAAGUCACAAUCGAAGAUGAACAUCCUAACGAUACUCGCGACAACACUUCUUCUGAGUGGCUUCGCCACGGCAGCAGAAAGCUCAAGCUCAAGCUCAAGCUCCGCGGCGUCUUCGGCUUCGUCUUCGACAUCAUCCUCCGAAAGUAGAGGACAGUUGUUGGUUCCGUUAGAAAGGAGCUCUACCAGAAACUUACUGGAUUUGGUGAGCAGUACUACGAGCAAUUCUGCGACAACCGCAUCGGCUGCAGCCGGUGCGAAGGCAACUCUUCGAGCGAGUAAAGCAACAAAUGCCGCUCAAGGGGAAGCUUUGACGCAAGCGGCAGCUUCUGCAGCUGUGAAUGCAAAAGCACGCGCAACCGAAGCUGCUGCAGCGCAAGCCACUAACGCAGCCGUUAACGCGCAAGGGAAGGCUUCCGCGCAGGCUACUGCAACAGUGGAAGCGGCAGAAUCUUUAAGGAAAUCGGCACUCCAAGCUCAAUCCGCUGCGAGCAAUUCCAAAUCGGAGGCAGCUCAAGCUUUAAACUCAGCUAAUGCCGGAGCCAGUGCUCUCGUGACUGCUUCUGCCCAGGCCUUAUCCGCGAAGAAGGCGGCCCUCGCCUAUGCCGCUGCUGCCGCUGACGCAAACACCGCAGCGGCUAACGCUCGUGCCGCCGUUCUCGCCGCAGAAGCUGCCUCUCGAGCAGCUGCCCAAGCCGAAAAAGACUUCACAAAUGCCUCCUCCCUUGCGGCUAAAGCCCAAGCUGAAUCCAGAGCUGCCGCAGCCGCGGCUGCAGCAGCGAGACUCGCUGCAUUAGCCGCAGCCGAUGCCAGUGCCCAAGCCAAUGCAAGAGUCAGACUCACUUCCGUUCAAGCUGCCAACAAUGCUCUCAACAAAGCAAACGAUGCUCAAGCCACAGCCGACGCUGCAGCCAUAGCCAGAAGCAGCUCCAGGGACGCACAAGCGAACUGGGUUGAUAACAGGUCCAGUUCUUCAUCAUCGUCUAGUGCGUCGUCCAGUGCAUCGGCCAGUGCAUCAGCCAGUGCAUCGACCAGUGGAUCGGCCAGUGGAGAAGCCGAUUCGGAAGCCGAUUCAGGAUCUAGUGCAUCAGCUGGUUCACCAGCCGGUUUGAAUGCUGAUUCAUCUUCCGGUUCAGCCGCCAGUUCAGCUGCUGAUUCAGCCACCAGUUCAGCUUCCGGUUCAUCAGCUCGUUUAGUUGCCAGUUCUGCAGCGGACUCAUCAGCUGGUUCAGCAACCAGUGGAUCAGCUGGUUCAGCAGCCAGUGCAUCAGCUGAUUCAGCAGCUAAUCCAGAAUCUGAAGCUUCCUCCAAUGCCUCCGCCGGCGCUUCUUCUGGUGCUUCCUCCAGUGCCGCCUCCGCUGAUGCCUCCACUGAUGCUUCCGCCAUUGCUUCCAUCGAUAACUCCGCCGAAGCUCUAUCUAGCUCCUCCGCCGAGUCUUCGUCGUCCUCCUGGUCCUCUUCCAGCCAGAAUAUCUGGUCCUCGGAUUGUUGUAAUAAAAAUAAAUUUGAAUCUAGCAUAUAUAUGAUUUUAUCAUCCUCUAUACAUUACAUGUCUUCCUUUGGUUAUGUAUAUAAUCGCGUAUUCGUAUAUCAUUCAGCAUCAAUCUGCGAAGUACCGUACAAGAUGAACAUACAAGCGACAUUCGUGUUUUGCCUGCUCGCAUUGUUCGGCAGCGUAGCUCAGGCUUGGCCACCAAGGUCGUCCGAAAACAGUGACUCGUCCGCAGCAUCUUGGUCUUCGAGUUCGGCCUCGAGUUCGUCCUCGUCUUCGUCCUCGGCUUCUGCUUCGACUUCAUCAAGUUCGACAGACGAUAACAGCAGGGUUAAAGCAUGGAAGAAGGGAAGAGGUGGCGGCGACAGCUUAGUAUUGUCGAUCGAUGCAUCAGAAGAUCCGAAAAACAGAGAGCUUCUAGAGACGGACGCCGGAUUGGGUGCGGUCGCUGCAUUAGCGCGAGCUGCCGCGGAUGCCCAAACUAAAACAGCAAUAAGCGCCGAUGUUACGGCUAAUAAGGCAACCACGAAAGCUCUGUUAUUGGAUGAGGCUGCAAUAAGGGCGGAAAACGCAGCGAAUCAAAAGAUCCGUAAGGCGUUGUUAGCGGCACAAGCUCUCGUCUCAGCAUCCAGUCGUGCGAAAAUAGCAGCUAAAGCUGCGAAGGAAGCUGCUGCGGUCUCUGCUGCAGCUGCCGCAAAAGCUUCCACUAAUCAAGUAAAAGCCAACGCUGACUCGCUUGUCGCUAAUAGAGCUGCAGCCGCUCUUCUUGUCGCUGCCGAGGAAGCUCUUCAAAAAGCCAGUGCUUCGCAGAAUGCAGCAGCCGAAGCUGCUGCGAAAGCUCGCGCCGCAGCUAACGCAAAUGCCGCAACCACCAGAGCCGCGGCCUCGGCUGUACUCGCCGAAGCUCGUGCCAAAAACGCUAUCAUUAAAGCACUUGCCGCUCAAAUGACGGCUACUUCUCAGAUUACUGGCGCUUCUCAAGUACAAAAUAAUGCGAACACACUGCAAGCUGCAAGCGCUUCUUUAGUCGAAUCCAGAGCAGAAGCCGCAAUAGCUGCAGUUGCGGCACAAAAUGCCAUCGUCGCAGAAGCUAACGCUCAACUCGCUUAUCUCAACAAAGCAUCUUCAGAUGGUUCCAAUGAGGCUUCGGCUUCGGCUUCAGCUUCGGCAUCAGCCUCCUCGAGUAGUAGCAGCAUAGGGCAAUGGCGAAAAGCAACAAAAGCAGAUGCAUUAACGAUUCGAAAAUUAAUCGGUAGCGGGAGGAAAAGACAUGUAGCAAUAUUUAGAGAAGCGCGGCGGUUGUCACAAAGCUACAAAGUUCUGUGGAAGAUGAAGAUCCCCUCGAUUCUCGUAACGUGCCUUUUUACCUGGGGCUUGGCUGCCGGGAGUAGCAGCUCGUCUGCGGAAUCUUCGGCAUCGGCGUCAGCGACAGCGUCCUCAGAUGCAUCCUCGAGUGCGUCCUCGAGAUCGUCAACGGUUGCUUUUAAUAGAGCACCAAACGUGGUUUUAAAUAGGGCACCUCAACUAGGUGUUAACCCGGCAGCGGUUGCAUCGGCUCGAGCCAGCAUCUCGGCAAAUGCUGCAGCAAACGAAAAAUCGGCUCAAGAUACGCGAGCAAUCGCUUUGGCCCGAGCAAGAGUUGCCGCUACAGCGGCAGCACGAGCAAUUGCAAGGACGCAAGAAGCCGUUGCGGCGGGAAGAGCCGCAAAUAAAGCUCAUGCGCUUGCUUCUGCUAAAACUUCGGCAGCAAUUUCUGCAUUAGCUGCAGGAGAGGCUGCCGCCCAAAAGGCGGCUGCUGCUGCUCUCGCCGUAAGGACUUCCAAUCUUAAAUCUUCCAAAUGCGCAGAGGAAGCUCUGGCGGUGCAGAAUAAUGCGAAUGGAGAAGCGGAACAUGCGAGUCGUGCCGCUGCUGCUAAUCUUGCCGCGGCCAUCCGUACCCGAGACAAUGCUCUCGAUACGAGGAAAGAAGCAGCUCGGCUGAAGGCACUCGCCACAGCUGCCGCCAACGCCAAUAACAAAGCGACCAGUCUUAACGAAGCUUCUAGGAACCAAGCAGCUGAAGCAAACUCCGCUGCCGAGGAUACAUUUUCCGAUCAAUUUGCUGCUCUCGCUCAAUCUAGGGCCCUUGAUACGCUCAGCACGAGUCUCGCUGUUCUCCAAAACACCCUAUCCUCCAGACAGGAGUCCAAUGUGGCCGAAGAUGAAGCUUCCGCCGCAGCCAAAGCCUCGCCUAGCACUGCCAUAAGAGACGGACUUAACCUUGGUCUCGGCUCUGAUGCUGGUGCAGCCGCUCAAUUGAGAGCCCAAGCCGCAGCAUUAGCACGAGCAAGUAGAAGAAUUAGUUCCGGUCCUGCGUUACCAGCACGGAGGAGCGAAGAAUCUUCGGAAUCGUCAGCCUCUGCAGUUGCUAGCUCUAGCGCCAAUUCUAGUUCCAAUUCUCGUAGCGCAUCCGGAAACGCAAAAUUAAAGAAACGCAUGUUAGUAGAACAUACGGACAAGCAGGUAGCGUGUAAUGUUUGGACAGUUGUGCGAUGUGGUAUAAAAUGGAGGACUAUCGGUGCAGGUGCAUCAAUCGACGAAGAUCCUACGAAGAUGAAGUAUCUCUCAACGCUCGUGUCGUCGCUCUUGUUGGGAGCCUGUGUGCUCAGUGUCCAUGCCGACAGAUCGUGGGCAGCAUCGGAUGCAAACGCUCAGUCGUCAUCCCCAGCAGAAUCGUCAUCUCUUUGGGAAAAUUCAUCUAGCGGAAGCGCAGGAGCGCCAGCUACAGCGGAUUCAUCUGCCUGGGAUGAUUCAUCCAGCCCAAACGCGGGAGCAUCAGCUGCAGCGGAAUCGUCAUCUAGCUGGGAAGAUUCAUCCAGCGGAAGCGCUAGUUCCAGUUCAAGCGCUAGCUCCAGUUCAAGCACUAGUUCCAGUGCAAGCGCUAGUUCCAGCGCAAGCUCUAGCUCCAGUGCUAGUGCUAGCGCUAGUACGGAAGGGUCUAGCGAAUCAAGGAGGGGUAUCGCAAUUGAGGGGGCCCUUGUAGGUACGGGCGCGGCAAAUUCGGCUGCGGCAUCCGCGGAACUGCUUUCGGACACCGUAGGAUUAAGUCAAGGUAGUCUUCAAGCACAAAUAGCGGCCGUAACGCAAAUCAACGUUGCCAGCGAAGCCGUCAACCAAGCUAAUCGAUUGGCGGCUGCUGUAGCAGCAGCGGCGUCAGCCGCAGCUUCCGCACAAGAGAACGCCGCGUUGUUAGCACGAGCUUCGGUGAAUGCGGCUGAAAGUGCGGCUAAUGCCAGCUCGAAGGCUGAAGCGAGCUCCGAAGCGGCUAAAACGGCUGCGGAGAAAGUUUUAUUGCUCGCGCAAAACUCCGCACAAGCGCAAGCUCGUGCAACCGAAGAGUCAGAAUCUUCGAACAGAGACUCAGCUGCCAACGCGGCCACCGCUGCGGAAGCCGAAAGGAAAGCCACCUUGGCUCUAAGAGCUAUAGCUGAUGCCAAGGCCAAGGCCGCUGCAGCCGUUGCCGCUCAAUCGGAGGUUGCUGCGGCCACCGCAGCCGCUGCAAAGGCACGCGCCGAAGCCGAGGCAGGUGCCACUUUAGCCGCGGCAGCGCGUGUUGUCGCCGCAUCCGAAAAUGCUGCUUCCAAUCGAAACAACCGUCAAGCUGGUGUAGCUCAAGCUGGAGCAUCCGCCGCAGCCGAGACCAGAGCGCUCGCAUCCUCUGCCGCAGCCACCGCUAAAGCAGCCGCUUACUCUAAUGCCGAUAUCCGAACACUUUCCGUAGCUGCUUUGGAAUCUUCCGUAUCUUCGUCCUCAAGUAGUAGUGCUAGUACAUCCUCAUCUGCCAGUAGCAAUGCCAGUAGCGGUGCCAGUAGCGGUUCCAGCAAUGGUUCCAGCAAUGGUUCCAGCAGCGGUUCUAGCAGCGGUUCCAGCAGCGGUUCGAGCAACGAUUCUAGCAGCGAUUCUCAAAACCUCACAGGAGAUGAUGCUUCAUCCAGUGUCAGUAACGCAGCUGAAGCCGAUAAUAGAGCUAACUCGUUGGACCUAAAAUAAUCUCUCUUCCUUUGACCAGAACGUCCGUCCAUCCGUCCACCGAUGGAGUACCCGAAGUGCUUACUUACCACUAAACUAGAAUCACGAUUAUGCUCAAUAAUAAAUCUUUAAUAGAACCAAUAUCUGGAAAAUAUUUUACGAGUAAACUUCUCAUAAACGAAUUCUUGCAAACCCGAAAA
Messenger RNA from Vespula vulgaris, 5716 nucleotides. RefSeq names its product pneumococcal serine-rich repeat protein-like. NCBI's taxonomy places the organism in Eukaryota, Metazoa, Arthropoda, Insecta, Hymenoptera, Vespidae. The record is from RefSeq and is a predicted model, not a curated record. The transcript is spliced from 8 exons. The coding region runs from base 36 to 5537 and encodes 1833 amino acids.